This is a messenger RNA of Caenorhabditis elegans, 1413 nucleotides long. RefSeq names its product MHD domain-containing protein (gene apm-3). The transcript has 10 exons. Gene Ontology annotation, biological process: vesicle-mediated transport; intracellular protein transport. The coding region runs from base 23 to 1267 and encodes 414 amino acids. Gene Ontology annotation, cellular component: Golgi apparatus; clathrin adaptor complex; cytoplasmic vesicle membrane. Lineage: Eukaryota; Metazoa; Nematoda; Chromadorea; Rhabditida; Rhabditidae. The record is from RefSeq and is marked reviewed.
ACUUAUUUAUUGGAUUUUAGUUAUGCUGAACAGUCUAUUUUUUGUAAAUAGUAGUGGUGAUGUAUUACUUGAAAAGCAUUGGAAAUCUGUUAUUCAUCGAUCAAUUUGCGAUUAUUUCUUUGAUAUUCAGAAAAAGAGCAUUCACCCCGAAGAUGUGCCUCCAAUAAUUUCAACUCCACAUCAUUAUUUGAUAAACGUAUAUCAGAACAACUUAUUUCUAGUCGCAGUUAUCACAGUUGAAACACCUCCCCUCAUGGUCAUCGAAUUUUUACACAGAGUAAUUCAAACCUUCACACAAUACUUUGAUGAAUUUUCGGAUUCUUCUAUGAAAGAAAAUUGCGUGAUGGUUUUUGAGUUGCUCGAUGAAAUGCUGGACAACGGCUUUCCACUGGUGACGGAAAUGAACAUCCUUCAAGAUUUGAUCAAGCCGCCCAACUUUCUGCGCAAUAUUGCUAAUCAGGUCACCGGCCGUACAAACCUUUCUGAAACCCUGCCAACGGGGCAGCUAUCAAAUAUUCCAUGGAGGCGACAAGGAGUGAAGUACACAAAUAAUGAAGCGUAUUUUGAUGUGAUUGAGGAAAUUGACGUGAUUGUUGAUAAGCAAGGAUCCACUGUUUUUGCCGAGAUUCAGGGAUAUGUUGACGUUUGCUGUAAACUGUCCGGAAUGCCUGAUCUCACAAUGACCCUUAUCAACCCAAGACUUCUAGAUGAUGUAUCCUUCCAUCCAUGUGUCAGAUACAAGCGCUGGGAGAACGAGAAGGUUCUUUCAUUUGUUCCUCCAGAUGGCAACUUUCGUCUGUUGUCCUAUCAUAUUGCUGCACAAAAUAUGGUUGCCAUUCCAAUCUACGUUAGACAAGUGAUCUCCUUGAAACCAAAUGCUGGAAAACUUGACCUCACAGUUGGACCAAAGCUAAGCAUGGGUAAAGUGCUGGAAGACGUUGUUCUUGAAAUCACAAUGCCAAAAUGUGUACAAAACUGCAAUUUGGUGGCGAGUCACGGAAGAAUCGCGUUCGACCCGACGACUAAACUAUUGCAAUGGACCAUUGGAAAAAUUGAAGUCGGAAAACCAUCAACACUCAAAGGAUCAGUUGCUGUGAGCGGAACUACUGUUGCAGAGAAUCCACCAAUUUCACUGAAAUUCAAAAUUAACCAGUUGGUUCUGUCCGGAUUAAAGGUCAAUCGUUUGGAUAUGUACGGCGAAAAGUACAAGCCGUUCAAGGGUGUGAAAUAUAUAACGAAAGCCGGUAAAUUCACAAUUCGCACUUAGUCUUCCAUCAACAUUCUCUGUAUCUCAUCUUGGUCUCAACACUGCUCUUUCAACCAGUUUACUUAAUUUAUAAAAUGGCAUUACUCUUCUAUUUUAAGGACUUUUUAGUUUAUUGAUUGUUCUUAAAAUAAAAUUGUUUUAUUGUU